Messenger RNA from Colletotrichum godetiae, 2112 nucleotides. RefSeq lists its product as uncharacterized. The record is from RefSeq and is a predicted model, not a curated record. Bases 114 to 1886 code for a protein of 590 amino acids. The transcript has 2 exons. Gene Ontology annotation, molecular function: protein binding. NCBI's taxonomy places the organism in Eukaryota, Fungi, Ascomycota, Sordariomycetes, Glomerellales, Glomerellaceae.
CGUAUAAGUCUUCAGCGAAGUCUUCAUAUUCUCCUGAAUAUUGACAGAAAUCUUUAAGUCUUUCUUCCGUUUUUAUUUGAUCCCCGCAAUUUGAGCCUUGUUCUCCAGCCGCCAUGGCGACAAACCACCAAGAAGCCGAGGAAACAGACCGUCUCACUCUUCUGCCAGCAGAGCUCCUCAUAGAUAUCAUCGAGCAUGUAGACGUCGCUUCCCACCUGAACUUUGCCUGCACUUGCAAAAAGAUUGCCAAGUGUUCAGCAGGCAUUCUCCACCGUCACAGAAAAGCCCAUGAUCAGUAUGGCGUCAUCUCGGACCUCCAGCCGGCCACUAUACCCACGUUGUUGCGCAAUAUUGUCACGCACAGGGACCCGUUGAUCACAUGGCACAUACGCUCACUAGAGAUAUGGGGUCGCCGAAGAUUUUGGGAAGACUGGCGGCCGUUCAUGCUCCAGCCGCGAGAACGUUUUGACGAAGAUGCGCUGCCGUUGGAGUGGUCAUUUGAAGACGAGGAACGGGCGGAAUACAUGCGUCUGUUCGAGGACAUGUUUCAUCCGGACCACUACGAUACAUGUAUAGCCAAACAGCAACUCGAUGAAGGCAACGAUUGCAUGCUCAAGGUUCUACUCACGGCUCUAUGCCCUCGUCUAAACAGUGUGAAAUACGUUUUGUGCGACGCGGGCAACAGAGACGAAAGCCUCGAAUGGCUCGCUUCGCUCAUCGAAAUGAGUAAUUCUCUCAAAUCCUGGGCACCAGGGUUACGCGCUCUUCGUGAGGUCUCCAUCGGAGUGCGCUCCGGAACUUGGCUAGACUGUGGAUACGGAGUUCACCAUCCACCCGAUCUCCUCGCAACUAUCCUCAAGCUCCCCAGCAUCGAUACCGUCUACAUCCACGGCCUAUACGAUCAUGAUCGCGCCGAAGACUCGGCCCGCGGACUCUCACGUGGCUGCUCAAGCGCACAGCACCUCUUCAUCGACGGGGCAGAAUUUCUGGGCGAAGAGUUCUGCGUGGCACUCCUCAACGCCCCUCGCUCCCUUAAGUCCCUCCACCUCCGCGGCAACGUCAGGCGCAACCAGGGUGACUGGGACGAGAUCGAAGAGUUCCUGCUCAGUGCCCGCAACGCCCAAGCCGACUCUCUUGAAAGCCUCAUGGUUUACGAGGCGUGGGGGAUGCGAACUGCUCGUGAAACCGGUUGUACGCUGUAUCGACUCCAUCUGCUCGAACUCAACACCUUCCCACACCUCCGGCAUGUCUGGCUCGACAACGCCGACCUUAUCAAGCAGGCGGUCGACUACGAUAUGUACACGACGCCGGAGCUAUGGGAAACUCCCGCCGAAGCAGCGCUAGAGUGGAUUAUCUCCCGCCUCCCCGCGUCGAUGGAGGUUCUCUUCUUAGGUAACUCGACAGAGAAGAGCGAUCCGAAGAUGACGGAGAACCUCCUCGUCGGCUUCCUCAAGUCGGACAAGUUCCCGAGGCUGAAGGCCAUCUUUAUUGAGGAUGAUGUUGUCCGACGAGAACGAUGCCAGCGGGCGCGGUGCUCCAAGCAUAAGCCGCCCAACAACCUCUACUUCCAGCGCCUCAUAGCUUUAGGUGAGAAGCGCGGGAUCGAUGUUAAUUGUACAGCCAGCGGGACCAGGAAGAAAAUACACAACGACACAGACAUCGGGUUCCCUGCCGUCCCAGGGGACAGGGCCGCGCUGAAGUCUUUGCCCUUAGACUCCCCAGUCGAUGACUCUGGUGGCGGCAUUGGAUUCAGCGCGCGAGAGUUCAAUGCGUUUGAUGGUCAGUGGCAGCUCAAGGGAUGCGGUAACUGUGGUGACUGCGAAAAGUGCUUCCAGAUGUACCCUGAAGAGAGCUGGAAGACGAAAGAGGAAUGCAUCGAGACAUGAUUGACAGAUUGGGUUACCUGUCCAAACCUCUAGUCUCUUAGAUAGACAUGAUCGGUUCUAUAUAGGUGGCCUAAUCAUUUACUAUCUAUUCCCGAGUACGUGAUCAUGGCACUCGUUCUGUAGCUUUACCAGCCUAAAAUCACGCCGCCUCGCUACCUCCCAGUAGUAGGUAUAUAAAGCCGGCCUACCGUCGCUAAAUCAAGUUGUACCUUGACGCAGCCUGAAG